GCGACUCGCAGGGCACACGGCCAGCCAAAAAGGACUCACCUUGGACACUUGUCUUCCACAUUCAUGAAACAUCUGGACGCCCAGACUUGGCAGUCUACUCGACAUGUGCACAAACGGAGAAGUGGCACGCAUCGGCAGAAAACUUGACAAGAUGGUCCACAAGAGCAACACGGAUGGCGCUCUGGAACUGCUGAAGGAAUUGAAGAACAUGACAAUGUCUCUGGAAACCCUGCAGGCUACCAGAGUUGGAAUGUCGGUGAAUGCUGUAAGAAAACUAAGUUCAGAUGAGGAAGUACAGGAUCUGGCCAAAGUGCUCAUCAAGUCCUGGAAGAAAUUAAUAGAUGGCUCUAAGGGGAAGUCAGAAAAGAAGAAUGACGCCUCUCCCGUGAGGAUAACUUCCACGUCCAAGGACUCGUGCAGCAGUGAGAAAAGCAGCAAGAAGUACUCGGUACUCAGUACAUCAUUCCCGGCCAUUCCCCUCACCACAGACACUGUUCGGAUUAAAUCUCGAGAACUGUUGGUGGCGGCGCUACAAACUGCUGAUGACUACAAGAGCUUUGGAGUAGACUGCAGCCUACUUGCCGCGCAAAUUGAGGAACAGAUUUUCGAGGAUUUCAAGUUGGUAGACAUGAAGUAUAAAGCCCGUCUACGGAGUAGAAUCUCCAACCUGAAAGACCAGAAGAACCCGGACCUGCGGCGUAACGUUCUGUGUGGAAACAUCUCAACUCAGCGCAUUGCCUCCAUGACGUCGGAGGAGAUGGCGAGUGCUGAGCUGAAGAAGAUGAGAGAGACUCUGACCAAAGAGUCCAUUCGGGAGCAUCAGCUGUCCAAAGUGGGCGGGAGCGAGACUGACAUGUUUGUGUGCAAAAAGUGUCAGGGCAAGGACUGCACAUAUACACAGGUGCAAACUCGCAGUGCUGACGAGCCAAUGACAACCUUUGUCGUGUGUAACAACUGUGGCAACCGAUGGAAGUUCUUCUAAGGAAAUUUCGUGAGCUGCGCCAUCAUGAUGUCAAAGAAGCAGCUGAGUUUUUGGUUUGAAGGGUCGCUUUGCUUUUUGUAACAUUUCUAAAAGAGAAAUAAAUGUACAGCAUGUAUAAUAUAUUUAAGAAACUAAUGAUGGUAUAUGUGGAGGAAAAAGUACAAGUUUGUAUCUGUUGGUAUUUUUUUUUAAUAUGAAGUAGCACGAUGAUAGACACCAAAUCUCCUCCAGUUAUGAGGGUUUUGUGGACUCAAAAUGUGUUCUCGUUUUUUUGCACACAAUGUUGACCAAUGUUGUGCCCAAUAAAGUUGAA
Messenger RNA from Syngnathus typhle (broad-nosed pipefish), 1295 nucleotides. RefSeq names its product transcription elongation factor A (SII), 2 (gene tcea2). The record is from RefSeq and is a predicted model, not a curated record. NCBI's taxonomy places the organism in Eukaryota, Metazoa, Chordata, Actinopteri, Syngnathiformes, Syngnathidae. Gene Ontology annotation, molecular function: nucleic acid binding; zinc ion binding. Bases 104 to 982 code for a protein of 292 amino acids. The transcript has 10 exons. Gene Ontology annotation, cellular component: nucleus. Gene Ontology annotation, biological process: DNA-templated transcription; transcription elongation by RNA polymerase II.